Molecule: messenger RNA, 4119 nt
Organism: Leptomonas pyrrhocoris
Lineage: Eukaryota; Euglenozoa; Kinetoplastea; Trypanosomatida; Trypanosomatidae
Product: putative Separin
Exons: 1
Coding region: 550-4119 (1189 amino acids)
Biological process (GO): proteolysis; meiotic chromosome separation
Cellular component (GO): cytoplasm; mitotic spindle; centrosome
Molecular function (GO): cysteine-type endopeptidase activity
Source: RefSeq, a predicted model, not a curated record
AGAACAAGGCCUCUCUCUUCCUUUGCAGCUCUUCAAGGAGAACAUCGGUGUGUGCGUCGCUCUCCGUAAGUUUGGAGGACGCCACCCCUGCCGAUGCGUCUAUUACAUUGAUUUCCUUUUUUAAGUCCAUAUCAGACCUCGAAGCACAAGGAAGGCGUUGGUGCAACUCAAGGACCGAACAUGACAACUUCGUACCGCACGCAUCUAGCGACGCUACAACACGGUGCCCAUAAUGCUCUUCACACAGCAGCAGAGGUGGACAUGGUGGUGAGCUCAGCAGAGCAGCUCGCUGCCCUCCAUUACAAACGCUUUACUUCGUCGUGGGACAUCCCCAAGCUGCUUUGCGCUACUCUUCGGGUGCAACUGAACGCACGAAUGACAAACACGGACGGCGCACGGGCACUACCACUGUCGUGCCUUCUACAGCUCUUUCUAGUGUGUUGGAAGAUGUGCCCAGUGGUCUCGCUACCGCAGCCAGCGAGUGCGUCGAAGCCCUCAUCGUCGUCGUCGUCAUCGUCGGAGUGGUGCAGUGCUCACUCCGCGUUGAGGAUGUCGCAAAGAGACGUGGAACGCGUUGCCACUGAACUGGACUCUUUGCGAGACUUCAGUGGGGCAAACUCCUUCUCUUGUUGCUCUCUUUCCACCUUUUCGGUCACAAAAGGAAACGCAGAUGUUUACCGCACCGCGCUGUCGGUCCUCAUGGCUCUCCUUGCUUAUUUUCAUGUCAUCGCUGCAGACGAUGACGCAGACGCGGGCGAACGAGACGGUGAGGACGGCAGCUUUCAAAGCGCGUCUGAAACAGUGUGGUGCUGCGUGCACGGGUGGGCCUCGUCUGACGCAAACGCAGGCGUUCGUGUGAUGGCCCUUACAACGUGGAUGAACACCGUGCUGCGGCGUGCGCUGCGCUCUGGCACGGCAGCCCCUCUGCUGCGCACGGUUGAUUGGUUAGAAGGCUUUCUGACGUCGGCGACGCCUUCCUUGACUCCGCCGGCUACCGCCGCUAACUUUCCUGCCAGCGCCACACUCGAUGAGUGUUGGGCUCGACUGCACACGCGGGUCCUCCAACACGUGUGCAUGAGCCUGCACAAGAGCCAAGCUCUUCUUAAAGAACGUUGGUCCCACGUCGUCGCAGUUGUGCUGGCGCGUGUCUUCGCGCAUGAGCCGCCGCUGCUUUCCGGCACUUUUUCGCAAGCCUUUCACCUGGGUGACUCAUUCGAGAACUCGCUGAGUGGGUUGGUGGACGAGGUGCGCUGCCUUCAUGGCGAUGCCUCUGCAGAGGCAUUUUCUUUGGAGGCCGGCGCACGAGUCUUCUCACCGCUUUUGCAGCUGGCGGCGCUGCAGCGACACGCGGACGCGAUGUGCCUGCGCAUCACGCCGUUCAUGUCUGCGCAAACGUACGCGACCUACGUGCGGCCCGGAGUGGCGGUGUGUUUGCGAUGGGGUCUGGUGGACGUGGCGAUGACCUUGCUGGAGUGGGCCUUUGAUGGGCUGGACGAUCAUGGCGAGGCGUGGCUGCAGCGGCUGCGCCAACUCAACUGUGAAGCUGAUCUAGCGGUGGAGAAGCGUGCAGCAGUGCUGUUAAUUAGAACUGAUGAAGCGCAGCACGAAGUGAAGACGAGGGAUAGCUUCGGCGGUUAUCUUUAUUCCGAAUGGAUGGAGCAGCAGUCGUCGUCCUCUCCAGAGUGGCCGGUAACCGCAUCACAGGCCCUCACCAUUUUGGUUGGCAGCAACAGCACGUGUGUGAAUCAACUUCGGCUUGUGUGUGAUGCCCUGCUGCGCUGUCCGGCGGCGUGGAGUACGCAAGUGUUGACGGACCCCUACGCCGCCUACUUUGUUCUGCGUAGUCUCGCACAGCUCGCCACUCACUUUCUGGAUAUCGGCGACCCGCCGCUGGCCCGCUUUUACCUCGCACUGCUGUGUCGCCUGCUCCCACGCUACCUCUGUCCUUCUCUGCUUCGUGUGGUUCUGUCCCUGUUCCAGCGCUUCGCACGCGCACUGUCCUCAUAUUGCCUGACUCCUGUUGAGCACGCAGUGCCGUCGUCCGCGUACGAGCAGUCUGUGCUGGCGUGGCGUCGUGUGAGGGAGCACCUCGACGCCGCCGCCUUGCCGAACUUUAAUGCGGAAAAGCUUCCUUCCACAAAUCUCACCGGGCUCUCAACGUACGUGACGGGAGCGGCAUGGCGAGCCCGACGGGAGUUUCAGCUGCAUUGCGCCGCGACGCACUCACCGCCUCUGCUACGAGAGACAGAUAGUCCAGCCACAACGCAAGCAGACAGCCGCUUUGAUCUACGUGGCACCGUCGUUGAAGCACAGUUCAACCCGGACCAUGGCGGCACUCUGCGGCUGCAGUGGUGCCAAUUGGGCACACACGCGCGUAGGUCUUCGCAUCUGGGCUUUGAAGCGUGUGGAUUUGCGCCGUGUCACACGACGGGUCAUCGUGGUGUCGCCGACGAACUACGCGCCUGUGCGGCGGCGAUGGCAGACGUACUGCGUCACAAUCGUGAGCAACUCCUGCGCGGCAGCGGUGGGGCGGAGGCGGCGGGGGAGAACGCCCCCUGGGUAGAGAGCCGAGGAAGGACGCAGGAUUCAUCGUUCUCCUUGUCGACAGAGGGGACAGAAAAUGCGAAGACGACGAGCAGUCGGUCGGACACUCCGCCUGCUGCAACGGCCGCCGCCUACUCGUUUGUGGCAGAGGCUGCUGCGCAGGUACGUCAUCAACGUAAGACGGAGUGGUGGCAAGCCAGGUAUGCGCUGGACGCCCGAAUCCAUACCGCCGUCCUGUCACUGCAGAAGAUACUCGGCGGUCUCCGCGUGUUGCUGGCCGGCCGACCCGGCGACGAGCUCACCUCUCGCCUAGCCACCCUUGCCAUGAACUUCGCCUCUCAGUGUGUUCAACUGCGAGGCAGUCAGUCUUGUCCUUCGCUUGACGCCCUUUAUCGAGCGACACUCUUCGUGUUGUUGGGCGGACCUUUCCUCUGGUCUACCGCACGCGACGACAACGACGCGCAGCCUUCGUGCUUCUAUGGCCCACCUGAGCAUCACAUGUGCUCUGCGUGUGCGGCCACAUUGCGCAAGGCGCGCACCUCCCUGUUAGAAGCAAUAAUAGAAACUGGACAGAGUAUGGUGACGUACGACGAGCGCCAACCUGCGCCUCUCAUCCCCGACUGCAGCGAGGCGGGCGACGACGAUGAUGACGCGUGGGUGAGUCUUCUCGUGGACACUUCUCUUAACGCCUUGGUGGAGGCGUUGGCCAGCGCUGCCCUCAGCGCGUACUACGACGAAUGUGUGCUGCACACGGUGGACUCCGCAGAGACGUCGCCGCGCCAUCACCUCGACCUCCUGCUGCAUCCACGCGAGCACACGUAUCUUAUCUUGGGCGGAGAGCUGCAUGGGCUGCCGUGGGAAGGGCUGGAUGUGUGCCGUGAUCGGAGCACGUCGCGGGUGCCCUCUCUCGACUAUCUACGGUGUGCCUACCAGUCCCUCCGUGGCGACGCCGUAUCCCUCAGACGCACUCUCCUCUACCGUGACUGCGAAGCCUACCUGAGCAACUCGGGAUUGACCGAUCUCAUCGCACGACGCCCAACAUGGGAGGUGAACUACGGGGACACGCUUUGCUCCGCGGCUGCUGCACAACGCACGCGAGGGCAGCCAUCGUCGUCUGCAUCCACGCUGCUGCGCCGGGUCGUGGGCCCCCCGACAGACACCGAUCACCUCGACACGUACGUGUACGCCGGGCACAGAGGUGGGGAGCAGCUGAUCUCACGCGACGCCCUGUACGAGUGGCUUCCAUGUUCUCUGUGCACGCAAUCGUCUCUCGUCCUGUUGAUGGGGUGCAGCUCGGCCCGUAUGCUCGGCAACGCUGAGUACGACAACUUCGGCCUCCCCUACGCGUACCUCAGCGCCGGCUGUUCGUGCGUGGUGGGGUGCCUGUGGGACGUCACGGACGGUGAUGUGGACCGCCUCACCUGCCGCCUGCUGAAUUUCGCCGCGACGGCUCCUUCAACGCGGACGACGGUGGGGGAGUCGCUGGCGGUAGCGCGGCGGGCAUGCAAGCUGCGCUGCCUUACCGGCCUGUCCACGGUCUUUUACGGACUUAAUCUCCCCUUUGAAAAGGUGUGA